ACGUUUUUCUUAAGCUUUAGUGGCACUGUAAUCUAACUCAACUCCCAUUUCAUAAGAAAAACACCAAGCAUCGUUCUAAAAAGUGCAUUUUAUUUAAAAAACAAUGACAUUUUUGCUAAGAAACGCCAUUCAAACGUUGGCGGUAAGGAAUCUGCUGAGACCCAUACACACAAAUACUGGAUGUUUGUCUUUGUACCAAAGACAGAGGCCCAAUGAUGUGGGCGAUGAAUCCGGUGCAUCCGCUCAAAAGAAGAAGUCAUCAUCGCUGAAGAUUACCCUGUUGCAAAAUCAAAAUGUUACCGUUACAUCUCUGGAGGAGGCCAAGAAUCUGGCCAAACGUCGUUCAAUGCAACUGGUGCAGGUGCAGAAGUUGGAUACGAAAACCCAGAGGCCGGUCUAUAAAUUGGUUUCCUCAGCAGAACGAUUACAAGAAGAACUAUCAGAUUUAAAAGGUGGUCAAGACAAGGAUACCUCCUCCGGCGCCUCCGAUAAAGCAUCACAGAAGAAAUCUGAAAAGACCCUCAACAUUGGCUCUCGUAUAUCGGACCACGAUUUAGCUUCCCGCCUAAAGAACAUUUCCAAAUGGUUGUCGAAACACCACGAAGUACGCAUUCUAAUACAAGGCAAUGAAUCGGAUUUAUCUAGCUGUGAAAAAAUCUACAAAUCCAUAGAGGAAUCAAUUAAAACACCCGAACCCAUAGGGAAAAUUGUACAAAAACGUGCCAAGGGUUCAGUUAUUAAAUUUAAUAUUUUACCUAUUAUCAAUGCCGAGAAGUCGACAUCUGCAAGUUCUAAAAAUCAAUGACUUGCAGUGGACUGUAGAUCAUCCGUAGCUAUGCGUCAUUACUCAACGAAGGCGGGUGAUUGUCAACGUAGAGACUGUCCGUUGCCAGUGUCAUCAAACUCAAAUGGAAAACGUUUAAAACUUGCUCUAUUCACAAUGGCUGUCAUAACGCUUAAAUAUUAUUUUUGGUGGUCAUAUUUGAAAACGCGUCGAACCUCAACUUCAAAUAAAUCGAAAAAAUAAGGUAGCUUUAAAAUCUAAAAGAAAAGAAAGUAAUGUUUAUAGAUAUUUUUUUUGUUAAAUAAAUUAUUUAAAUUAUGUUUAAUAAA
This is a messenger RNA of Musca domestica (house fly), 1113 nucleotides long. RefSeq lists its product as uncharacterized. The transcript is spliced from 2 exons. The record is from RefSeq and is a predicted model, not a curated record. Gene Ontology annotation, cellular component: mitochondrion. Lineage: Eukaryota; Metazoa; Arthropoda; Insecta; Diptera; Muscidae. Gene Ontology annotation, biological process: ribosome disassembly; mitochondrial translational initiation. Gene Ontology annotation, molecular function: translation initiation factor activity; ribosome binding. The coding region runs from base 104 to 805 and encodes 233 amino acids.